Messenger RNA from Solanum verrucosum, 1583 nucleotides. Its product is annotated as protein LOW PSII ACCUMULATION 1, chloroplastic. The record is from RefSeq and is a predicted model, not a curated record. Bases 56 to 1396 code for a protein of 446 amino acids. Lineage: Eukaryota; Viridiplantae; Streptophyta; Magnoliopsida; Solanales; Solanaceae. Gene Ontology annotation, biological process: photosystem II oxygen evolving complex assembly. Gene Ontology annotation, molecular function: protein binding. The transcript is spliced from 9 exons. Gene Ontology annotation, cellular component: chloroplast.
CUUUUAUGAAAACCACAAGAAGUGUAAGGCGUGGUGCGAAUGGAUAAAUCUUGACAUGGCCAUUGCAACUCUUCCCUCCUCCCAUCACCUCCUUUUCUGCUUCUUCUCUUCAGCAUCUUCCAAAUUCUCAAUUACUACACAACUAUGCCUAAAUUCCCCCCCAAAGAAUCGUAUUUCACUUGUCAUUUGUUCUUCUUCUACUUCGCCCCCUCCGCCAUCAUCGUCGUCGCCCCAAGUCAGUGAACCCACUCCCACUGCUGAGUCCUGCGUCAAUGCCGGCCUCGACCUCUUCUCUAAAGGACGGGUGAAAGAUGCUCUUGUGCUGUUCGACACAGCACUUACUUUAAAUCCCAACCCUGUGGAGGCUCAAGCUGCAUUUUAUAACAAAGCAUGCUGCCAUGCCUACAGGGGGGAAGGAAAGAAAGCUGCUGAGUGUUUACGCACUGCUUUGAAAGAGUAUAACCUCAAGUUUGGCACAAUCCUUAAUGAUCCGGAUUUGGCUUCCUUCAGAGCAUUGCCUGAAUUUAAGGAACUACAGGAAGAGGCUAGGUUAGGAGGGGAAGACAUAGGGUACAGUUUCCGUAGAGACCUUAAGCUCAUCAGUGAGGUACAAGCACCAUUUAGGGGGGUCAGAAGAUUUUUCUAUGUGGCAUUCAUUGCUGCUGCUGGAAUUUCUACAUUUUUCACUAUACCCAGGUUAAUCCGUGCAAUUCAAGGUGGAGAUGGUGCUCCUGAUUUUGGGGCCACUGCAGGAAAUGCUGCUAUAAAUGUCGCUGGUAUUGUUGUUUUUGUGGCGUUGUUGUUUUGGGACAACAAAAAAGAGGAGGAACAGCUUGCACAAAUAUUGCGUGAUGAAACACUAUCAAGGCUGCCUUUGCGCCUUUCAACUGAUAGGAUUGUUGAACUCGUCCAGCUAAGAGACACCGUGAGGCCUGUUAUUUUGGCUGGAAAAAAGGAGACAGUCUCUCUGGCUAUGAGAAAUGCUGAGAAAUUCCGUACUGAGCUUCUUAAACGCGGAGUCCUUCUAGUUCCUGUUAUUUGGGGUGAAGGCAGGGAAACAAAAAUAGAGAAGAAAGGUUUUGGUCUUUCGCAAAAGGCAGUUGCUUCCCUCCCAUCCAUAGGGGAAGAUUUUGACCAAAGAACUCAGUCAAUAAUUGCAAAAUCAAAACUGAAGUCAGAGAUCCGGUUCAAGGCGGAGGUCGUUUCACCUACAGAGUGGGAAAGGUGGAUAAGGGAUCAACAGAAGUCUGAAGGUGUGACUCCUGGCGAAGAUGUCUACAUUAUACUUCGUCUAGAUGGUCGUGUUCGACGAUCAGGAAAGGGAAUGCCUGACUGGGCUCAAAUUUUAAAGGAACUGCCUCCAAUGGAAGCAAUAUUAAGCAAGCUAGAAAGAUAAUACAAGUUUCUCUUGCUGAGUGCUAAAAUCUUUUCACUACCUGGUGUAUUUUCGGUCAGUCUCCUUACUUGAAAUAUAAAAGGCACUAAUUGAUGCCUGUCGAGCUUGUCUGUUUUACGUUCCAUUUUUUCACGAACAUAUACUGUACUAUAAUUCUAUAAAUUGAUAUUGAUAUUUGCCAGAUGAA